This is a messenger RNA of Tetrahymena thermophila SB210, 2100 nucleotides long. RefSeq names its product Serine/Threonine kinase domain protein. Gene Ontology annotation, cellular component: spindle pole; nucleus; centrosome. The transcript has 3 exons. Gene Ontology annotation, molecular function: protein kinase activity; ATP binding. Gene Ontology annotation, biological process: mitotic cell cycle; regulation of cytokinesis; protein phosphorylation. NCBI's taxonomy places the organism in Eukaryota, Ciliophora, Oligohymenophorea, Hymenostomatida, Tetrahymenidae. The record is from RefSeq and is a predicted model, not a curated record.
UUAGAACAGAAAGAAGUUAAUAAAAAAUAAAUAUAUUAGAACUUAAAUAAAAUAUACAAAAAAAUGUCAUAAUUAUAUAAAAGUUAAAAUAAAUAAAUUAACAAAGAAUAUAUAAUAUUAGAAUAAAUUGGAUAAGGAAGCUUUUGUAAAGUGUAUAAAGGUGUUAACAAAUAAUAAUAGCUAGUCGCCAUUAAGGAGAUAAAUAAAUAACAUGCUUCGAGAUUAAAUUAAUAAAUGAAUCUGAUGAUUCAAGAGGAGAUAAAAGUUAUGAAAGCUCUUUAGAGACAUAAUUGCGAGCAUAUUUUAAAAUAUAUCGAUAGUUUUGAAGACACUUAAAAUAAAUAUAUAGUUACUGAACUCUGUAAAUAAGAGACCCUUUUGGAUAAACUCUAAAGAUAAAAUUCUUUCAGUGAAAAUGAAGCUUUAUACUAUUUCUUUUAGAUAAAAGAUGCAAUAUAUUACAUGCAUUACUCGAAAAUAGCACACAGAGAUAUAAAAUUACCUAAUAUUUUAUUUGGUCUUGAUAACAAAAUAAAGUUAGCUGAUUUUGGGUUUUCAAAAGAAUCUUUAUAAGAGAUGGAAUAUUAGUCAAUAUUAGGUACUAUGACUACAGUAGCUCCUGAAGUUCUUAUGAAUAAGGGAUAUACUUUAAAAGCAGAUAUUUUUAGCUUGGGCUAGAUAUUAAGUAAGAUGCUUUUUGGUGCAUAUUUGUUUCUUAUGCAAGAUUUCAUCUAAAAUUUUUAGUACCUUCAAGAAUGUAUUGACUAAAAUUUAAAUAGAUUUUGCAUAGAAUUUUAAAUAUCAGAUAAAACAAAAUAUUUAUUGAGUUAGAUGCUUAAAGUUGAUCCUAACAAAAGAAUUGAUAUUUUGAAAAUAACUGACUUGUACCCUCUUGGUAAUUAUAAACAAUUAAGUUACUUACCACAAAAACAAGAACAAGAAAGCAUGCAAAACAGCUCGCUGAGCAAAAAAUAAUAAGGCCAAUAAUAAGUUAGAUAAAUAAUUAGAUAAAAUAGUAUAUAAAUAUUUGAUUCUUAAGGUAGCUUUGGCUCAAAAAUAUAAACCCCAAAGGGCAUAAUUAAAUCUUAAAAUAGUUUCUAAUAGUACUAAAAAUAAAAUUCGAGAUAGUAAUUAACAAAAUAAGAAACAAGGUCAGAAGUAAUUUAAAAACAUCCAAUAAAUUAAAAUUCUAUUUAGAAUGAAAACCCAAGUUUUAGGCAAAAUUCAAGCAUUCAAGCAGGAUAAAACCAAUAAUUUUAUUAAAAUAAAACUAAAUCAGAAAUUAAACCUUAAAUAAAAGAAAAUACUUUAGCUUAAAGCAUGUCUUAGUAAAAUAAACCUAAAUAUAGUUAGGUUACAUCUAUAUAAAAAUAACCUGUUAUUAAAUACUAAAAAUAUGUCGAAAAUGAAAAUAGUCUAAAAAUUUAGUAAUCUAAUCUUAAUAAUAAUAGCUAAAAUAAAGUAUAGAAAGUAACUAAAGUAGAUAAAAUACAAAAAUUAGAUGAAGACUAAUUUAUAAAGUAAAAUGAAAUUUUUAAAUAGAGAUAAAAAGAAAAAGAAGAGUUUUCUAAUUUGAUAGAUUACUUAGAUUAAUUAAAUUAAAUCUAGAAUUUUGUUCAAAAUUAAUAUACAAAUAAGGAAUACGAAAACUAAGAUGACUUAAAAUAAUGUUUAACUAAUUAUUCUUUGUAUCUAUAAUAGUUAUAAUUUACUCAUUUAAAAAAAAUUUAUGAAAAUAAGCAUCCAAUUAAUGAAAAUUUUAAAGAUUUAAUUAGUAACGAUUUCUAUAAUUAAAAAAAAAAAAAAUUAGAUGAGCGAAGAAAAGAGUUAUAUAAGACUUGCUUAAAAAUAAAUGAAAAGUAGAUUUCUGAAUAAGUGACUUAAGAUCUUAAAAUUUCAAAAUGCAACUAAAAAAUAAAAUAUUAUCUUCAUUUUUUUUAGAAAUAGAUUGAUGAUUCAGAGAAAAAAAUGGAAUUUAAAAGAAUAAAUUAAUAUGAGAUACAAAAUGAAUUAGAAGAAUAUUUACUGAAUAUGGAAUAAAAGAAAAAUAUAAAUAUAUAAGGAACAAGUUUAAAUGGUUCAGUCAGCAAAUAAUAUUGA